UUAUUCCGUAAAUAACAUGGUUGAUAACUGUGGCAUUUAUAUUCACUUUUGUUUUAGGAUGGCUAACAGAGACAACAAAGAGAACUUGGUGCCAAAAAGACAAAGAAUAAAGUACAAACCUGAACAGGUUGAAGUGCUAGAGAGGUUGUUUGAAGAGAACCAUUAUCCUGAUACCUUUCGACAAGAACAGCUUGCCCUUGACCUUGGUAUAACACUUGACAGAAUUUCUAUUUGGUUCCAGAAUAGAAGGUCAAAGUUCAAACGACAGCGUCAAGCAGAUCACAUGGCCUGGAUGCGCAAACAAAUCUUCCAGAGUAAGGACGAUCAUAAUAAUGGCAUUAUGUUCGGAACGCCAAAACUUCCGGCAUUGUCGUCUGCUUGUCACGUGUUGAGUCCUAUAGAGACACGAAUUCCAAGGGAUGAUUCUACAGCAGAUUUAAAUUCUGUAUCUUCAAGUCCUUGCAUGUUGAACAAUAUUUCAAGACCAUUGCCACACGAAAAUAUCUUUAAUUACAAUCACGAUCAGACGACAACAUGCCGUUAUGAGACAAACAUGACAUCUGCUCCAGCGUUCUUCUUAACGCCUACACGAACAGGUCUAGAAUAUGACUAUACGAGUUCACCUAACACUAUGUUACAGCACACACAUGUACCAGUCUUUGACAUGUUUCAUUUUGUGUCAUCAAAUAGUUCACCAGCUUACGUUCCCAGCAUGCACGCUGUCGCUCAAAAUCACGUUACAAGAUCUCGUUUGGACGAGAAUGAACUAAACAAAUGUGCAGUUAACGAGCAGCAGCCACAGAUGUCGUCAGAAGUCCACACAAACUUUAACAGCAAGAAGUGUCCAAGUUUACAAAGAGCUGAUAAUUCUUUUGGAGAAAAUUCGAGAUCCAUUAUAAACGCAAGUGAACGAGAUGUGAUAUGGUUAGAUACGGACUCGGGCAGCAGCCCAACCAAGGACACGACUCUUGAUUGUUUAGCCCAUUGGUGUUAAAAAUUUUAAAUUGAAAGAAACGAAGAUUUUAUAAAGAAAAUACCAGGACUUGUUCAAACAAUACAAAUGUGUAACUCAAUUAAAAUACAUGCAAAAGAAACACACAUGCGCACAGACGCACAAAUAUGUAAAUAUUUUCACCCAAAUCAUUGUGCCUCAUUGCAUUCGUAACAUGCCUGGAAACAAGAUACUUAAUCAAAUAAGCAGACAUUGUAAUUAAUAAUUGUAAAUGUGUUAUUGUUAUUAACAUUAUUUAUUAUUAUCUAUGUGCAUGCAUUUUCAUUUCAUUACAUAUGUAAUUGCACAGUUCCCGUAUGACAAAUUAUCACAAAAAGAGCAAGUUUCAGGUACAUUUAUCAGUAGCAAGUGCUAAGUUAUUAAUUUUGAACUUUGAAAGUGUAUAGCUUAUUUAAACUAUAGUUGAAAAUUGAAGCGAGAAUCAUUAUUUUGCGCUUAUGUUGUACAUUGUGAAAUUAGUUUAUACAUGUAUAUAGUAUAU
Molecule: messenger RNA, 1493 nt
Organism: Ruditapes philippinarum (Manila clam)
Lineage: Eukaryota; Metazoa; Mollusca; Bivalvia; Venerida; Veneridae
Product: homeobox protein OTX2-like
Exons: 4
Coding region: 17-994 (325 amino acids)
Biological process (GO): regulation of transcription by RNA polymerase II
Molecular function (GO): RNA polymerase II transcription regulatory region sequence-specific DNA binding; DNA-binding transcription factor activity, RNA polymerase II-specific
Source: RefSeq, a predicted model, not a curated record